GCCCCGCAGAGUCGUCUUCACCGAAUCAACACUAGAGACAAAUGGUUCGCCUUGCUGCCCUCGCCGGUGCCUCCGCCGCCGUGCUCGCCUCCUCCGCCGACGCCUUCACGGUGACCAUCAUCAACGCGUGCUCGGGCGACAUUGAGCUCUACACGCGCCUCGCCAGCGUCUACACGGACGAGAGCGAGACCAUCGCCUCGGGCGCCUCGGUCGACAAGACCAUCGAGAAGGGCUACGAGGGCCACUUCCGAAACGGCUCGAGCGACGCCGCCACGCUCAUCGAGUUCGCCACCAAGGGCGACCUGGACCUGGCCUGGUUCGACAUCGGCAUCAUCCCGCCGCACCUCGAGGCCGGCUUCGAGUAUUGCUCGAGCCUGCAGGAGUGCAAGGACCACUCGUCCAGCGGCAUCGGCUUCAACACGCCCGUGCAGGUGACGCCCAAGUCCAACACGAACGGCGACAACUGCCGCGAGAUCACGUGUCUGGCCGACGGCUGCGAGGACGCCUACAACUACCCCAAGGACGACACCAAGACCCACUCGUGCACGUUCGGCACGGACUUCGAGGUGACCUUUUGCCCGUCGGGCGAUGCGUCCACGGCCCAGCAGGACCAGGAGCAGCAGGAGCAGCAGCAGACGUACUCGGCCUCCACCUCUGCCUCCGCGUCGCAGGACGCCACCCAGCAGCAGACCACGGAGGAGACACCCGCUCCCGAGACGACCGAGGCUCCUGCUACGGAAGCCCCCGCCACCGAGGCCCCUGCCACGGACGCCCCUGUGCAGCAGUCGUCGGGCUCGGACGCUGGCAAGGUGCACUCGCAGAACGAGGACGUGAACGGCGAGUCGGAGACGACCGCCCCCGACGUGACCCAGGCCGAGACCCCCGCUCCGGAGCCGACCCCCGCCGUCACGCCGGCCGCCACCAAGUCCAAGUUCUGCGUGUAA
Molecule: messenger RNA, 944 nt
Organism: Phytophthora sojae
Lineage: Eukaryota; Oomycota; Peronosporomycetes; Peronosporales; Peronosporaceae
Product: thaumatin-like protein
Exons: 1
Coding region: 42-944 (300 amino acids)
Source: RefSeq, a predicted model, not a curated record